Messenger RNA from Adineta ricciae, 297 nucleotides. The record is from the annotation of a GenBank genome assembly. NCBI's taxonomy places the organism in Eukaryota, Metazoa, Rotifera, Eurotatoria, Adinetida, Adinetidae.
AUGAAAGAUCGAAAGGCAUAUAUUAUUAUUUCCGGUUUACUUGGACAAAGUGUUGUAUCUCGAAUACAUGAUAUGAAUCAAAUUGACUCAAUUUUUAGUUUUUGCGGCAUAGAACAACGACAUAGAGAAUGGUCGAAAGUCAAAGGAAUUUUCACUGAAAUCAUACCUAUCUGUAAGAGUCUUAAACUAGCAUCUGAACAACGUCAGCAAAAUGCGAUAUCCAUUAGUUUUAUUAUGUCGGAUGAGCAAUCGAAUCAGUUGAAUCCAAAUUUUAUGGACACAUGCAUGUUAAAUUGA